AUGAUACCUCGUCGUUUUCUCUCAAUUACGUCUGCGUUGUCCCUCUUCUCGCAGGCAUGUAGUGCUCAGACUAUUACUCUCACAACUCAUGUCAGUGCCUGUAGUGCAACCUACACAUCAGGAACCUCGACCACAGUCAUUCAAUCGACUGUGACAGUUGAGCCAACACCAUGGACCGAUGUCGCAGCCAACGGCGGUGCACCAUUCGUGAUCAGACUCCAGCAAGUUGAUGUCUCUGGCUACCCUGACCAGGAUACGGCUCCUUACUGGCUGACUGCCAAUGGAAACACCACUACCAACUCCUCGCUGGCUAUAGUCUACACAAUCAACGCAGGCCGUCUCACAACUCUCAAUGGCAGUCACAUCGCAACCAACUUCAAUGUUGUUGAUCAAGCAUUUGGCAUCACUGAUUACAACCUGCCUAUCAACACGACUUUCUCCGUUCGCAAUAGAAUGCUGAAUUGGACUAACCCACUGUUUACAAACGGCACUGCUCAAUUCUACAAGUUGCCUCCAGGCCUGCUCGACAAUGCAUUGAUUCUUGCUAAAUUCCUUGGUCCAAUGGAAGCGAAAAGAAGCUGGAGUCCGGUCGUUCUUCAUGUUGAGCCUCUGGUGAUAAAUGGCACUGGAGUAGGUUCGUCAUCUGCCUCUGCUUCAAGUGGUGUUCCGUUGAGCACUGUGUCAGACCUUUUGCCUGGUGCUUCUAGCUCUUCAGUCGCUUCAGGCACAGUUCUAUUGUCCUCAGUGACUGGAUCUGCAGCUUCAUCGUCAGCAGCAGUAAUUGCAUCCUCCAUCGAAUCACAGCUGUCAUCGAAGCUAUCUUCGGUCGAAUCUGCAGCUGCUUCGUCUUCUGCCGCUUCCGUACUGUCGUCAAUUGCUGGAGGCGCAUCUUCGGGACCCAGCUCAAGCGGAGGCAGCAUCCCUGUUAGCAGUGCAGCAUCUGUCAGCGGCAUUGGCCCUGUCAUCGUGCCUAGCUCAAGUACCGCCAGCUCUACUGCAGCUUCGAGCAGCGUAACUCCUCAGACGACUUACUCUUGUCCUGCCGAUAACGGUGACAUGGUUGAGUCGAACCUUGACGGCAUGUACGAGCUCGGCUGUAACCAGGCUACUUCUGGAGGAGUUGGUCAGCGUGUUGGUUCUUCAACCAACUUCAACGACUGCAUGACUCUCUGCGAUCAAACUGAUGGCUGUGUCUCGUGGACCUUCGAUGGUGUCGAUAGCUGCUACGUCAAGACUGGUAGCUCUUCGGAUGAUGUCUCGUUCCAGCCAGCUACACAAGGUACCGUUUCUGGCAUCAGAGCUGUGCCUGCUCGUCCUGGCGGUACUGGACCUGCCUCUUCGAGUGCUUCAUUGGCUUCUUCCUCUGCUACCCAGACCGCUUCUUCCAGUGCUCCAGCACUGUCAUCUGCUGUUUCCUCUAUCGUUCAAUCUGUCUCUCCCGCUGUUCAAUCCGCUCCGUCAGCCGUUCAACCUGCAUCCUCGGCUGCUUCUUCGGCUGCUCCAUCCAUGUCCUCAGCUGCGAACGCGGGAUCGUCUUCAAUCGCCGGUGCUUCGUCCUCAGUUGCUCCGAUUCUAUCCUCUUUGCCUGCAAUCUCAUCGGUACAAGCAUCAUCAAGCAGUGCACCUGGUGUAGCUUCUAGCGCACCCGUCCCAGGUUCUUCAUCAAGAGCGUCCUCUGCAUCUUCUGUCGUCCCUGCUGUAUCGUCCCCUUCGGCAUCAUCCCCGGCAGCAUCAUCCCCGGCAACAUCCUCUCCGGGAGCAUCUUCAUCCAGCCGGACUGCUGCAGCAUCGUCUAUCGCAGCGUCUUCUCCUGCGGCAUCGUCUUUAGCAUCACCCUCAUCCAGCGGUGCCGCUGCUGCUUCGUCUGGCAGUAGUGCUUCAUCCGCCCCUUCGGCUGCUGUAACGCAGGUCACAUAUUCGUGCCCAUCUGCGGACGGUCAAACAAUUGCUGAUACCAACGGCGUCACCUACCAAAUAAAGUGCAAUUCGGACACUAGUGGAGGUGGACAAAACUUUGGCUCUCCGGCAGAUGCUGGUGCUUGCGCAGCCCUCUGUGACAACACGAACGCAUGUGGAGCUUUCGUCUACACCGAUACCAAAACCUGCUACCUCAAGAUCGGUGGCACCAACUAUCAGUUCCAGGGAACCAGUGCGGGCUUCGUGGCCGGCAUCAGGCAAGGAGUUAUACCCACCAGUGUUUCUUCGUCCACUGCGACUGCUUCUGCAACAGGAAGUCCUAUUCCCAAAUGUCCCGCCAUGGACGGCCAAACCCUCACGGAUUCCAGAGGUGCUCGUUACAGCGUCUCAUGUGGUAGAAAUGGUCAGGGUAUCCUCAUUGCUAAUGUUGGUGUUCAAUCUCAAGGUAUCAACGAGUGUUUCCUCGCUUGCGAUAGAACUGCUGGUUGCGGUGCCCUUGUCUACUCGGGCGACGCUACGAUGACCCAAGGAACUUGCUAUCUCAAGCAGACUGCUGGUGAUCACAACAACGAUCCAGUGGCAUCCACCAUCGCUGAGGCAGUCCUCAUCUCAGGUCCGACUGAUGGCGGUGCAGCUGCAUCUUCUGUUUCUCGUGCGCCUGCUGCUUCAAGCAGUAGUGCCGCUGGUAAUGGCGGUGGUGGUGCGGCAAGUAGCGUUGCUGCUUCAUCAUCCCGAGCUGCCUCGGCUUCUCCUGCACCCACUAGCGGUGGUGGCAGUCCUACGGUCGUCAAUCCUGAUGGCUCGACUUCGACCUACAACGGUCUUCUCGCCAGCCCAACUCGUUGCGACUUUGGCGACCCGAUCGACACUGAAGAAGACGACUCCUACUGUGAGAUCGACCUACCCUUCGAGAUGAAAAUAUACUCUGGAUCUUCCGCCAAGUCCUUCCCAUCCACUAACGGUCUCCUCACCCUGAUCGACAGCAGCACAACCUACGACAACGCGGGCGGUCUCCCCAACCCUUACAUCCCCAUUUACGCCGCCGCCCCCUUCUUCGACGACCUAAUCAAAUUCGGCGAGAACAACGACGCGGGUAUCUUCUACCAAACCACCUCCACAUCAGUAAUCUAUGAGUACCGUCUCGCUCGCGCUGGUACCUACGAGACCUACCAUUUCACAGUCAGCUAUGACAGUACCCAACCUGGUAUCUUUGUCUAUCGCUACUAUGAUAUUGGUGGUGAUCAAGGCUCUGGCAGUGCAGCUAUCGGUAUCCAGGGUUCUACUGAUGGAACUACGCGUAUCGCUGUCAAUUAUGCUUUUAACCGCUCUGGAGCUGUCACUGUGGGGUCGACUUUGACAUGCAAUACUGCAGUCACACCUGCCACUUGCGUCUUGUCUUAG
Messenger RNA from Aureobasidium subglaciale EXF-2481, 3318 nucleotides. RefSeq lists its product as uncharacterized. The record is from RefSeq and is a predicted model, not a curated record. The transcript is spliced from 3 exons. NCBI's taxonomy places the organism in Eukaryota, Fungi, Ascomycota, Dothideomycetes, Dothideales, Saccotheciaceae. Bases 1 to 3318 code for a protein of 1105 amino acids.